AUUUGAAGCAGAGUGGAUCAAGAUGAGGACCAUUAACCUGCUUCUGUUGGUUGCAUCAAUAGCCUUGGCAGAGUCUUGGAGUGGCCCCAAAGGGGGAUUAAAACCGGAGGUUUUGGCGCGUUCCAAAAGAAGGUGGGUUUUGUCUACGAUUGAAGUGGUCGAGGAAGAUGAGGGACCAUACCCACUGAACAUUUCACAGAUGUUCAAUACCAUGUCGGGGAACCAUGAGUUCCACAUCAGUGGAAACGGUGUGGAUCUUCACCCGAAGGGCUACAUCGAAAUUAAUAAAAUAUCUGGAGUAGUUUUUUUGAAAAAAAGAAUUGACAGAGAGACACACAAUGGACCCUUCCAUAUCAAAUUUGAUAUCUAUGAUAAACAGACCAAAAAAAAAUUGGACAAGGAACUAUCUUUUGAUGUAGAAAUAAAGGACAUCAACGACAACAAACCUCUGUUUGUAGAACCUAUGAAGGAAAUCGAUGUGAAGGAAAAUGCGCCCGAGGAUGUCUUGCAAAUCCCGCUUAUGGUUGAGGAUAAAGAUCUGGAAAACACACCCAACUCUAAUUUCACCGUCAGUUUAAUUAAACAGACACCAGAAGAGCCCAAGCUCAGUGUGAAGCAUCUAGGAGGCACUAAUCACCACCAGCUCACCUUACAUGGAUGUUUUGACUAUGAUAAAGUAAAGAGGUAUGAAGUUAUUGUUCAAGCAGUAGAUCGUGGAGUUCCGCCCCUUAGCUCCACUGCUGUUAGAAUUAUCAAUAUUGUUGACACAAAUACUCAUCCACCGAAGUUCAAGGCAAGAGAGUACCACGGUCAGGUGAAUGAAUCAGAAGUCAUACAUGAUUUUUUGAGAGUUGCUGUAGAGGACAAAGACACACCUGGAACACCUGGUUGGCGUGCCAAAUACUUUUUCAUCAAAGGAAAUGAUGAUGAAAACUACAAGAUUGAGACUGACCCCAUCACUAAUGAGGGUAUUCUGAGUGUCAUCAAGGGAAAGGAUUUUGAGAAGACAAUGAAUACGACCCUGGUGAUCGGAGUACAAAAUGAGGAAACCUUAUGGUUAUGCAAAAGUACGCUUCCAACAGCAGAUUCCAUCAAUGUCACAGUAAAAGUGAUUGAUGUCAAUGACCCGCCUAAGUUUCUAAAAAAUCCAGCUGAUGUGUACCUGAGGGAAGAGGAGCCACCAGGAAAGGUGCUAUACACACCAGCAGUCAAAGAUGAAGACUCUGAAGUAAAACACAUCAGGUUUAAGCUGUUAAAAGAUCCAGCUGACUGGGUGACCAUUGAUGAAAAAACAGGAAAGAUCACAUCAAAGAAGGCGAUGGACAGAGAGGCACCCAUUCUUAAUGGCUCAAGCGUGUACACAGUCCUCAUCGGUGCCAUAGAUAAUGGUGAACCUCCAGCCACAGGUACAGGCACUGUCCUCAUCCACUUGGGGGAUAUCAAUGACAAUCUGCCUCACCUGGUCAACAAAGGUGUCAUUAUGUGUGGAAACAAGGUUAACAAGGUCAUGGUGGCUGCCCAUGAUGCGGACAUCCCUCCUUUCAGUGGGCCCUUUUCCUUCUCCCUGGGCGAUGAUAAAACUGUGGCGCAACUAUGGAAACUAGACCCAGCCUCUGGUAAGGAAGGUGGGCUUGUUAGCCGGAAGACACUCCCUUAUGGUAACUACACAGUGCCCCUGGUGAUUCGAGACCAACAGAAUGUGAUUGGAAAAGAUUCUUUGCAAGUGAUGGUGUGUGACUGUGGAGAUAAAGCAGUUUGUCGUGGCAAAGAACCAAUUUCAGUCAACUUUGGGGGACCUGGAAUUGGACUGCUCUUUGCAGGACUCCUCUUGUUUUUGUUGCUGCUACUCAUCUUUAUGUGUCAGUGUGGAAAGAAGUUCACGCACAUGCCCAUAAUACAGGAAGAGGGCAGUCAGACCCUCAUCAAGUACAACCAAGAAGGAGGCGGCUCCGAAUGCAAGGCUGAGCCCACUCGGCUCCUGACACCUACAAGCCCGACUGUGACAGAUGGCAUCAAACAGCACCCCCUGCAGAUGGCUCCAGUCAUGACACAGGACAUGGAUACGUACAACAGCUCAAUGUUUACCACGAUUAACACCAACAUGACCUCACUGGGCAUGCGACAGCAGGCAAGAGACACUUUCAGAAGCCAAAGAGGACAGAGCAUGUACUCUACCUGGAAUACAAAUAACCAAACUAACGCCUACCAGGGAAACUCAUCAAGGUUCAAGCGCUCUGUCAGCAUGUUGUCACAUCAACAUGUCGCGGAUCACAUUGACAGGAGACUGUACAUUAUCAAUAGGAACAACGUAGCCUACCCAGAGUACCAACCCCACCAGUAUGGCUACGAGGGACAGGGGAGCAAAUGCCAGUCACUGGAUCAGCUAUCGUUUGGCGACCCGGCGGAUGAAUUAAAGUUUCUGAAUGAUCUGGGGCCAAAGUUCAAGACCUUGGGAGGCAUCUGUCACCAGACAAUUAAAGAGAAAAACAUUCAAAUUUAACUGGAACCGCUGGACUGGGAUAAAAGCACCAAGUCUCAAAUCGUGAUUAUGGAUUUAUCCAACUGGAUUUUACCACAAUUUUUGGAUUUUGUGUAAAUGUAAAUGUAUCAUUUAGCUCUGGCCUUCACUCAUUGGGUUGUGUUGCCGAACGACAUAACCCAAUCAGGCUGUAUUUUGCUUGCUUGAACAUGAAAUGAAUGCACUGCCCAAACUUUCAUGCUCUGGUGACAUUGAAAUGUGAUGUUUCAACAUCAGUCAGGUGUGUUUGCUUGUUUUCUUAAUUUUAUACAUGGGAGUGAUGCUGCUAGUCUCAGCGCUUUGAGGGGUUCAGGAUGAUUUUGCCACAAUAAUGUUAAUAUGAUGUUUUGGUGUUUAAAAAUCUGACUGGUUGAAAUGAUGACUGUUUAACAGUACCAAUCAUGUGGUUGAAAAAUGUGGUGAUACAGUGGCGGGGACUAUGUGACUGCUUUGAUUUCUUUAAUCCAUUUUUGCAAUCGACUUUUCUUGAACAUACACUAUUUUAGAGAACAAACUCAAAUGUUGUAGAGUGGGAACUGCUUAUAGUGAUCACGUGUGUCCAGGUCAUAUUGAUCAACAGUGUUGGGUAACAUUAGUGUCGAAAGUAACUUGUUACAUUUCAUGACUACUGCCAUUAAAAAGUAACCUAUUACUUUAUAGAAUUUGUGUUAAAGUUUUUUUUGCGUUAACAAAAAAAAGUCCUCUUAGGGAUUCCUCGCGCACUGCACUGCUUAUAUUCUCAGCAUACUCUUAUUAUUACUAUCAAUUUGUCAUGUUUGAAUAGAAAACAAAAAACAAUCAGUACAGGGUUGCUUAUAUAAUAUAAACUAGUUCACUGUUUGAAGCAGAGUACAUGAAAGCAGAUAGAAACUGAGAAUAUCUAACAGGAAGUAGCUGCGCAGCCUUCUGGCUUACCACCCAGGCACAAUUUGCAUACUAUGAUGUUCUUGUCCUUUUCACCUGAAAAUUCAAAAUAAUGCACUUAGACAUUCUCAGGCUGCUGCGUACCACCUGCCAAGAAAUACGAGACAAACAGCGGAUUUUCAUAUUCAUUUAUUUUUUCAGUGGCAACAUAAGGAAAAAGGAAACACAGUACUCCCAACACUGCUGAUCACUGAAAUCGGAUGAUUAUCUUUUUUUUCCCUGGAUUUCUCAUGCAGAUUACCAUCCAAAUGUCAUUUCUAUAAUAACUUCACAAAUACAAAAAGUGAUUAAAUGAACAGCUUUGCCUUUUAUUGAAUUCUACUGACUGGUUCAAAAUGCAGUAGAGCUUUUUCAAACACAUGACGACACUGUUUCUAAUUUAACUAAACUACAAUUUCGUACGGAUCAUAUACAACAUAUGUCAAACUGUUCGUUCCUCGUGCAGAUUUAUUUUCUGCCUCCAUCGCUCACAGUCAUGCCUGUUUCUGCCUGUUUGAGAAAGACUAUACAAGGUAACCUCAGGAACACAGCGUUUUGCUGCUGCAUCUCAUUUCUGGCAGUUUAUAAUUUGAGUCAAGGAGACUGCGUCCGUCUUUUGAUCGAGAAAAGAUUACUGUGUUUUUCCCAUGAAGAUUUCAACAGGCUCACAGCACAAAUGACCAAGUCUUCUGCCUGUAAUGUGUAACAUGCUUGAAUGCAUUUCUGAACACUGUUUUGAAAAACAAAUGACAGCUGCUGUCUUCAGUGUUGGUACUGUACGAUAUAAAGACAACACGUCUAUAUGUUGGCUGUGUCAUUACCAGUUUGCAUCAUAAGCUCCCUGUGUCGCUGCCAAGACAAUCAUCACAUUUUUCAAUACUUGGCUUUAUGUUCUGUCUAUAAGCCAUUGCUGAAAAUCACAAUGGACAUCCUUCAGACUAACAGGAGUGACAGAACAGGUUUUUGAUUACUGGCAAAGAGAGUAAUAUGCAAAUCUUGAAGCUGUCUUAACUUGUUAGACCCACACGUAACACUCAUGACAGACUGAUUGCCACCAAAUAUGCUGUUUUUUUCACCAUCAGCUCAGUUCAGCUUCAGCACACC
This is a messenger RNA of Acanthopagrus latus (yellowfin seabream), 4525 nucleotides long. It is a transcript of the gene cdh26.1, whose product is annotated as cadherin 26, tandem duplicate 1. Gene Ontology annotation, molecular function: cadherin binding; calcium ion binding. Gene Ontology annotation, biological process: adherens junction organization; calcium-dependent cell-cell adhesion; cell-cell junction assembly. Lineage: Eukaryota; Metazoa; Chordata; Actinopteri; Spariformes; Sparidae. The transcript is spliced from 19 exons. Gene Ontology annotation, cellular component: plasma membrane; adherens junction; catenin complex. Bases 23 to 2500 code for a protein of 825 amino acids. The record is from RefSeq and is a predicted model, not a curated record.